AGUCGGAAAUAGCCAGACGCUCCAGAAAAUUUCAGCCACAAAAAUGGAUUUCAGCCAGGUUCUGGACAAGUGUGGAAACUAUGGGAGGUUUCAAGUGGUGAUCCUCUUGCUGUACGGCUAUACAAACAUUCUGGGCUCGCUGCACUACUUCUCGCAGACCCUCAUCACCUUUACACCAGAGCAUUGGUGCUCCCAUGUUGACCUCCAGGGUCUCAGUGUCAAGGAGCUUCGCUCAGUGUAUUCAAACAUUUCCGCCUCAUCCUGCACUCCUCUGCUGGGCGUGGUCAACGGCUUGGGCGUAGUGGCAGAGGGGCGCGAAUGCAAAGAUUGGAUUUUCAAAAGGGAGAGUGGCUAUGAAAGCAUCACCACCGAGCUCAAAUGGGUCUGUGACAAAUCCCACCAUCCAGCAGUUGGUCAAUCCUUUUUCUUCAUGGGAUCUGUGGUGGGCACCAUCACCUUUGGCUACCUAUCGGAUCAAAUAGGCCGUCUGCCCUCUCUGCUAAUGGCCACCUUGUUUGGUGCUACGGGUGACUUCAUCACCUCCUUUGUGCACACUCUUCCCUGGUUCGCCUUCUCCAGAUUUAUAUCGGGACUAUCCACGGAUACCAUGUACUACCUCAUGUAUAUCUUGGUCUUUGAGUACCUGAGCCCCAGGAGCCGAACCUUUGGCCUCAACAUCAUCCUGGCCAUAUUCUACUGCUUUGGACUAAUGACAUCGCCGUGGGCCGCCAUCUGGAUUGGCAACUGGCGUCGCUACCUCUGGCUGGCAUCUCUUCCAGCUCUGGGUGUCCUUAUCUACCCCCUCCUGAUCUGCGAAAGUGCCCAGUGGCUGCUGACCAAGAAGAAGUUCGAUGAGGCGGUGGCAUGUCUGAGAAAGGUGGCCAAGUUCAAUGGUCGCCAGGUGGAGGAGACUGUCUUCGAUGAGUUCGUGAAGUAUUAUCGCGAAAGAGGUCAACAAGAGCAUAAGCUAAAUGGCCAGGAGGACACUUUUCUCGCCAUGUUGAGGACCCCUCGUCUGCGCCGAUUUACUUUGACUUUGCUGCUCAAGUCAGUCAUUAUAACGCUCUCUUGUGAUGUGAUCAAUCGCAAUAUGGAGGGCCUGGGCACCUCGCCCUUCAAGCUCUUCUCCUUCACCUCGAUCGUCUAUCUGCCCGCGGGAGUGGCCAUCCUCCUGCUGCAGAACAAGAUCGGGCGCAAGGGAAUGGCCUGCUCCGCCCUCUUUGUGGGUGGACUCAUCACCACGACGACAGGCUUUCUGAUUGCCCACUUGGAUCCCACGGAAAACGCCCUGCUGCUGGCCAUCAUGGUGGGUCUGGGCCGCUUUGGGGCCACAGUCUCCUACGAUGCGGAGAUCCAAUAUGCGGCGGAGAUCAUCCCGACCAGUGUGAGGGGCCAGGCGGUGUCCAACAUCCAUGUGGUGGGCCUGGCCUCCAGCUCUCUGGCCUUCUAUGUGAUCUACCUGGCCCAGUACUACAAGCCCCUCCCCUCGAUCUUCAUCAGCUGCCUUAUGUUCUUCGGCGCCGGACUUUGCCUUACCUUACCGGAGACCCUGAACAAAAAGCUGCCCGAAACCUUGGCGGAUGGGGAGAACUUUGCCUUAAACGAGAGUUUCCUCUACUUUCCUUGCUUUCAUAGAAAGGAAGAGAAUACUAAGGAUCAAUGUGUAUAACUCGAAAAAGAAGGAAUUUAUUUUAUAGAAAUCAUUGUACAUGGCACAUUGUCAUCUGAUAAAAUAGCCUGCCCGAAGACUGAUUAAAUGUACUUUCGAAAUAUUAGUCUAAUACCAUUCGAACAAAGGGUAGUCUGUACAGGCAGAAGAAUGAAUUUCGACCCUUAAACAAGUAGAAUAGCACAGUGAGGACUAAGGCUAACAAUUUUCAAACGAUAAUUGUACCUUACACAUUGACAUCUAACAAAAUUAUACAAAAGACCACUGAUUACAGAUGUCAACGCCAAUAUCACGCUCAUUGAAUAAUCACUACAUUCAUAAAGGGUUCAAGCUUAAAAUACCUAAAAUCUGUGAGUCUAAAGUAUAUAAAAAGGCUUUUGUUUGUAAUUUUUUAAGGUACUACUUUUUAAUUAGUCCCAUAGAUACACUGCAGCCAAUUUAAAAUGACCAUUUUGUAAAGAUAUCAAACAUCACACUAAAGGCCUAUCUGCUCACAAUUUAAUACCAAUGUCUGAUUUGACGUCACAAAUUAAAUCGCGGCUGUAAUAACUGUAAAUAAGCAGCAUUGCAUGUUUGCAAUCAGCGACCCCAGAAAUCUAUAUUUAUCUCCUCAUCAUAGUAGUCAGCAAUAACAAAGGCCUAUUUGUUCCCAGUGAAAUAAGGAGUAUGACCUUCUGUUUUAAAUAAAAUAUGUGUCCUAUAAAACAUACUAAGCAAGAGAAAUGUGAUGGAGCAGUAUA
Molecule: messenger RNA, 2409 nt
Organism: Drosophila biarmipes
Lineage: Eukaryota; Metazoa; Arthropoda; Insecta; Diptera; Drosophilidae
Product: organic cation transporter protein
Exons: 6
Coding region: 44-1669 (541 amino acids)
Biological process (GO): transmembrane transport
Cellular component (GO): membrane
Molecular function (GO): transmembrane transporter activity
Source: RefSeq, a predicted model, not a curated record